Molecule: messenger RNA, 10251 nt
Organism: Chilo suppressalis (striped riceborer)
Lineage: Eukaryota; Metazoa; Arthropoda; Insecta; Lepidoptera; Crambidae
Source: the annotation of a GenBank genome assembly
ACCGAAUAAUCGCAUCGAUCGCCAAAAAACUAACCCACAUACGCACUGGUAGCGUAGCCAGAAUUAUUAAUCGAGAGAAGGAGGGGUGACCGGGUGGGUGAGCGGUGGGGAGGGCCCUCGCUACCCUAGGGCGCAGGCGCGCGCGUGCGGCGGGCACUUCGCGAGGAAGGCUCGCGCGCUUCGGCCGCGUACGACGGCUGGCGGCGUCGCGAUGCGCGAGCAGCCGGCCCCGCGGCCGCUCCCGCGUGCGCCGCGCUAACCUGCACCCAUGCAGUGGCGGAAACUUGCACGGCUGAAGUCUUCGCCGGGCGGACAGUCGCGCGCUCGGAGGAUGCUCUGCUGCGGCCGCAGGAAGGAGAAUGGCCGCGCGGCGCCGGACCUGACGGCGUCGCCAGGCCGCGCGCCGCCCGGCCUGCCGCAGCCGCCGCGCGCCAACCACGCGCCCCCCUGCGUGCUGCAGCCAGACUUCCGAAAGGUGUCAGGUGUUAGCAAUGAAAUCUUCAGACAGAUUGAAAUGGUUGAGAAUGAUCACGACUCGACCACAGCCGCGGCGCUCGAGGCGGUGGAGCGUCGCGGCGAGAUGAUCGUUCGGAUCCUUGAGUUGAGACAAGUGGGCCGCAACAAUAUUGAAGCCGCCAAGAAAUUUUUCUCUUUACAGGACGCACGUCACGUGGUCCAGCUGGUUGAGAUCGUGAAGCGACCGGGCCAGACCCUCGGCUUGUACAUUAGGGAAGGUGAUGGAGGUGCGAGGACGGACGGGGUUUUUAUCUCAAGGAUAGCACUGGAGUCUGCCGUCUACAACAGUGGAUGCCUGAAGGUGGGCGACGAGAUCCUUGCCGUCAACUUGGUCGACGUGAGGAGGAUGUCGCUGGACGACGUCGUCAUCAUCAUGUCGAUACCAAGGAGGUUAUUGUUAUGCACUCGCCAAAGGAAAGGAAAAUCAGGCCCCGGUUCACCUUCAUUGCCACGGUCUGAACACAAGCCGCCACCCGUAGUAGUCCUGAAAAGGGACUGUCGGGAUGAUGACGACAUGCGAGACAUGAGGGAUCGGGAGAGGGACAGAGUGGACGGACUCUAUUCGCAGCAUGGCACGCUCAGAUCUACUGGAGGGCCCGGGUCAAGCAUUAGACCGGUAGGAGACGGCAGGGAAGAGCGAAGUCGCCUCCAACUCGGGGCUCUGUCGCCAGACUCCAAUGCGCUCGACCUUUACUACAACCAUAGGCCGCCGUCGGAUCACUCCACUUGGAGGUACACGCAAACAAAUUACCGACCGCCACCUCCGGUUAUCACGGAACAGCCAAAGUCACAAGCAACACAUUUUGUGCCAUAUGAACGGUCUUACCCCAAUACACUCGAGAGCUUAGCGGAGAAAGUGCACUCUUUGUAUCCUGCGGAUAGUGGAAGCACUCGUUUUGGAGGACGCGUUCCACGCUCAGGCUCUGAACAACAGCUUCCAAGAGCUGAGACACAUUCUGAUUUCGGUAGACAUUCGUUGCUCAGAUCUAGUUUGAAAGCAUCAGCCGCCACUGGAAGCGGUGCAAGCUUAUCAAGAUAUAAUCAGAGAUAUGGUGGAGUUGGUAUGCCUGGUAGUGGGUUAUCAGGACCUGGACUUACAAGUAGUGGUCUAGGAGGAACAGGAUUAGGAGGGCCUGGGUUACCUUCAGGUCUUUCCACCACAGGUCUCAGUGGUUUAACGAGCUCAAGCCUUGUUGGCUCUGGAUUGACAAGUUCUGGCUUAGGGAGCGGUUUAAGUGGUACUGGUUUAGGCCCAUCGCUUGGUGGAGGUUACGGCACAACUGGACUAGGAUUACCAACAUACAGUACGAAAUUCGGAACGGCGAGACGAAACCGGAGCUUAGAUUACUCAUCAGAUACGGAAGCCACGGCUCCAACAAGAACUCCUUAUUACUCUGGCUUAAGCGGCUACAGAAGCAGUACGAUGGGAAGGGAUAUUGGAUCAAAGUUUAAUUCACUACCAAGAGACGUGAGAAAUACCGGACAGAGAUUGGGUUUGAGUGGUCGGCGGGCUGGAAGCGUUCUCCAAGAUGAGCCGGAACCGUUGUCUUCGCGGUUAGACUUGAGAUCUUCCAGAGGCCGUCUCACAUCUUCUCCUUCAGUAUUCACGUCAGAUGAAUAUCGUGCUUGGCUAUCACGUGCUCCGUCGACCAGUGCACUCUAUGAGACAUUACGUCCUCGAUUACCCACACACUAUUCUGCUGAGAACAUACACGACGCACUCAAAAAUAUGGAAAGCGGCAGCCGCUUCGGUUCAUCGCUCGGUCUGGCGAAUCGUCGGAUCGAGCGGCCGCGGCAUUUGCCCGCUCGCUCGCUGUCAUCCCAGCAGCUAGGGCCCACCGCUGGCGGGUCACCGUCGGCCCGCCGCGUGAGGCAGCUGCUGGAGCUCGGAUCUAGGUUCAACUGCCCCAACCCGAGCCCCGUACCGACGCCCAGUUCGAGACAUCAGCGGCAUCUGGACAUCAAUCCUAAUGAGUUCCUAAAGUAUAAAGUGGAGAAGCCGAGCGUGGGCGGACUUUCCGCUAGCAUGACGGGUCUGUCCCGUCUAUCGGGUGGGGUCUCCGGGAUGCUGUGGGUGCAUCUACUGGCGGGGCGGGGGCUGCGGCCGGCGCCUUCAGGGUCGUCCCCAGGGUCGCCGCCGUCGGGUCCACUGGCGCCAGUCCAGGCGCCGGUCGCGCCUCGUGACUUGUACUGCGUGCUGGAGUGCGACCGGGUGCAUAAGGCUCGCACUGUGGUUCGAACCGGUGAGUUGCAGUUCGAUUGGGACGAAUCGUUUGAGCUGGAGCUUGUGGACAACAGACAGCUAGAUGUGCUAGUCUACUCCUGGGACCCACAGCAUCGGCACAAGCUCUGCUACCGAGGAGCGGUUACCUUACCCGACUUGCUGUCUCGUUCGCCAUCGCAUCAACUUGCUAUCAAGAUGGAACCUCGCGGCACAUUAUACGUACGCGUUCGCCACACGGAGCCCCACGAGUUGUUCCGACGGCGUCCGGCGCCCAGUCGGAUGUCUUCGCAGCCACUGUUCGGCGCCGAGCUCGAAGCGAUUGUAGCGAGAGAAGUGCGUCCGUCGCACGCGCCGCCCGUGCCAAUGAUAGUGCGCCGCUGUGUAGAAGAGAUAGAGAGGAGAGGGCUGGACAUCAUCGGUCUGUACCGGCUGUGCGGUUCGGCGAGUAAAAAGCGGAUACUGCGAGAAGCUUUUGAGAGGAACGCACGAGGAGUAGAACUGACUCCGGAUUCGGUGCCUGACAUCAACGUGAUCACCGGACUGCUGAAAGACUACUUGAGGGAGCUGCCACAACCGCUGUUCAGUCGUUGUCUGUACCAGAUGACGUUGGAUGCUCUGGGAGUUUGUCUGCCAGACGACCGAGAAGGCAACGCACGUCUAAUGGCCUCCAUAGUAGAAUGCCUGCCUCGCGCCGCACGCGCCACCCUCGUCUUCCUUCUAGACCACUUAGCCUUAGUGGUCGCUGCCCAGGACCGCAACAAAAUGUCGCCGCAACAUCUCGCCGUCGCGUUAGCACCACCGCUGAUGUUGCAUUCGCAACCGCCGACCGAUUUGGACUACCAAAGGCCGAUACAUGUACUGCAGUGCUUACUGCAAAUUUGGCCCGCCCCUAAGCGUUCAGUUCGGCGCGGCGAGCCAGCAAUCGGGCCGCGUGGAAGCAAAGUCAGUGCGUCGCCAGCGGCCUCAGCCACCCUCCCCCAAGGCCGAGUUCCGCCCUCAGUCAGUCCAUAUCGGCCUCAAGUGGCAGCAUUAGCAGCAUCUCCGCCGCCAGCUCUCUCGGCUCGGCCCGGGCCAGACCGCUCGCCGCCCGCACAUGUUCUCUCAUCAGUCAGGGGCGGCCCAUAUCGUCCGCAGUCGCCUCUCCGCGGGCCUCUGCCCGCUCCACCUCGCUCCCGUCAAGUGACGGUGUCCUCGCCCGGCUCGCCCAGCAGUAGCUCGGGCAGCCACAGCCCCGCCGACACCAUCAAGCACACCGGCUCCGUGUCCUCCAUCCUGCGCCAGCCGGACCGGGCGGCGUCGCCCCGGACCGCCUCGCGGAACGGCUCCCCGAGACAUUCACCGCGACAUUCUCCGCGACACUCACCGCGAGACUCGCCGCGUUCUCACACGCCGCGCGAUUCCACACCGCGUGAAAGCUCCACUCCUCGCGAGAUGACACCGCGCGACUCCAGCCCGCGAGAACUAACUCCGCGUGACUCGCCACGAACAGCUAUACCAGGCACUUCAGCAGGAUUAGCGGUCACUCUCAACUCCUCGGGAGCUCUCAGCCCGCGCUACAGCUCCACUAACCCGUUCCUGCAGCAGUACGACGCGGAGGAAGAGGCGGAGGCGUGGCGCGCCGCCGACAUAUUCUCCUCGCCCUCCACGCACACAUAGUGCUCAUAGCGAAUUGAGAUUUUCUAGUCAAUUUUUUUAAUCGAAUCGAAAGAGUGCUACGAUUCCGCUGUAUAUUAUGUUGUUUACGACGAGCGUGGUGCGCGCUCGUGUAAUUGUUAUAUAUAGAGCGAGUUAUGAUGUAUAUUAUUGUGUGAAUGUAUACCUUGCUGACGCGCGAGGCGCACGCCUCGCCGCCCGCCCGGGGAUCCCCCUGUAGCCACAAUAGUGUUUAUGGAUAUUGUAUUGUACAUUGUAUAUAAUAUACUUAUAGUAGGUACGCUCCAGUUUUGUACCGUCGGGGGAACACGGCGGGCGGCCGCGGCGCUACACACAUCAUCCCACAUAUCAGAGACUUGUGGACGCUAUCGACACCUAACAGGACUGAUUUCUAUAUAAAUGUUGAGCAUACAUUCCGAUCUUCAUUCUGAACUGACUUUAAGGUAGGUGUAAGAUGUUUUUGUUCCCAUGUCAAACAAUCAAAUUGUUUAGUUACGUUGUUGGCUCUCUUAGAAUCCUUUUCAUUGAUACCUAGUUAUUGAUGGUGACAAUAAUGUAAUUAUGUACCUUUUUAAUGCUAGUCAAUUUAAUUUUACUCUAGCAAAAUGGUUAAAGAUAUAGAGAAAAAUCUUGAAAUCGGUAUGAGGAUAGCAAUCCGAAAUCGGAGACAAUGAUCAAUGUUACAAAAUUUCAUAUAACUUAUACUCCAUAAUCGAUUAAAACGGUGCGUGUCGGCAGUGAACUCAAGUCAGUAGCUCGAAUAGGGAGAGUGUAUCAUAGAUCAGACGUAGGGACUGUCUUGAGACUGAGACCAUAUCAGCGUAGCUCGUAGGCACUCGCAGGGAUCCGGCGUAGAACGAGCGAUUGCGUCUCUCUAACAAAAGUUAACACAAAAACUGUGACCGCAGACACGUGGCAAUGUUGCUAUUCUAAACGCUGACACAAAGUUUGAAUAUGAGCAAUAAACCGUAAAAUUACAUGGCAAAAGUAUAGUCUUCCCAUCACAUAUUUUAUUUAUUGUAUGGGAUUGAAAAGCUUACAAAAUGUCAUUUUGAAUUGUAGGUUAUUGCUUAUUUUAAAAGUUUAAUGAAGUUAUCGAUAGUGUUGAAAUGAAUUAAAAGAUUGCGACUUGUCUCCGGCACCUGUUAUAACGAACAUUUAAAAUAUUCUAAAUAAUCCUUGUUCAUUAAUAACUUAUUAAAUUAUAUUACUAUAUAUAAAAUUAAAUUUAAAAAAAUAGUGUUAGUGAAGGCAUUUUUACGAGUCGCUAAUUCUAUGAAGGAAUGGAUGUUUUAUUGUUUAGAUCGGUCGCAAUCUCAAGAUCAGAGGUGAUGUGUUAUGGUUUCGGUAAAGGAAUAUUUAAUUUUGGCAGUCUCAUUGAAUAUUAAUUAAAAUGUAAUCUGUAUAUCGAUUAGUAAACCUAUUGCUUUAAUGAAAUUGGUAAAUUCUUAAGGUUCAUAAUAGGCUCAAAUGUAUUUCUUGAGAUUGACCAAAAGUAGCACUCAAUUUUCAAAUAUUUAUACAUAAUAUUUAGAGUCCACAUCGACCUCCGAAAUCGGAAUACACCACCUAAGUUCUUAAACUAGCGUCUGCUAGACAUAUAAGAGUGGGUGGAAUCGACCAAUGACAGCACUGAUCCUACAUUCACUGCCAUGAUUGGUCCAUUUAUUAUAGAUAAUAAUAUGAUAAUAAUUGUACACUUGUUUAUAUGUCUGUCGGAGGCUACGCGGUUACCACAAUGCUUUUGAGCGACACUUCAAGGCAAAAUUUAGUUGUUUAAAUGUCUAACUGUUUAUAGAUUUGCACAAAUGACACGACUGAUAUGGGACACAAAACCUUUUUGAUACUUUUACUUUUGUAAUGUUCCACGUUUUUAUGACUAGGAAUUAUGUUGGGAUACCUCGCCUAUAAAUAAAAGUAACUCUGAAAACAAAUAUUUGUUCACAAAUUUCAUCUCCUAUUUGUGUUUGUCGAGAUUUUGAUGAAAUUUGUAAAUAGGUAUUGGAGCAAAGUUUUCUUUUAAGGGUGUUGCGUUUAAUAGCCAACAGCAUGUCAGGUUACCAAAAAUAUCAAGUAUUCUUAGUGGAUUUCAUUUUUUAGUCUAGAAGUGAAGAGUUAUAAAUCUGUUUUAAAUUUGAUAGGCGUAGCGAAUUUCUAGUGGAGGACCUUCACCUUACAGAAGACGAAAGUAAAAUAAAAUUACUUUUUGGUGGUGUACUGUUGGUAUGUUUUCAGUCAAGGUAUUAUAGAUCGUUUUUACGCUGGCAAGAUAGAGAUAGCUGAAGGGGCAAAUUUUCCUAAGCAUUAAUUUAAGGAACUUAUCAAUAUUAUUUUCCUGACGUACUGUUGAUUGUACAUUUUCGUGAUACCUUUCUAAGGAGAUUUGUAAGCCUGACUUGAUUACUAUUUUUGGGAUAGAUAAUAUAAGAUCGAAUUUUCUCAACAAUGUUUAUAGAAAUCACGGUAUUCUAAGUCUUUAGAAUACUUGUAUACAUGUCUUUAUUUCGAUAAACAUUGAGAAGAAAUCAGUCGAGGCCAUGAUAAUAAAUACAUUUGCAUUAUGAAAAGCCUUCUUAUUGCUAUUCUAUAAAGGCGAUGCUAUGUAUAACGGUGACCUUGAUGUAGGCUAGAUUGGAUCACUAUCCCGAGAUAGUAAUUAAAUUUAAGACAAUAUAGUGUUAUUGCGGUUGAGAGGAUGGUCCUUUGUUUGUUCGAUGUAAUUAUUGACGCUAACUAUAAAUAUGACUUUUGAAAUACUCAUCCUGCAAUCACAAAACAUUGUUUUGAGUAUUUUUUAUCCUGACAUCAAGAACGUUGAGCGGGUUUAUAUUGUUGUAAGGUAGGUAAUUAAGUUUCAAUGACGUUGUUUCUCUGAAAAUGUUUUCUUUUACGGCUAAAUUCUAAUAUUUCCAGUUUUUUAUGUAUAUAUUUAUUAUGAUACGAUGAUGAUAUAGAUCUUGCGAAAAAAGUUAAUAAUGAAUAACAAUAAAAGGUAUUUAGUGAAAUAAAUAUCUAUUGCAUUAAAUUAAAAAAAUAUUCGUGUAUAUUAUGAAACAAUUUCCGUUUUAGUUACAAAUCUACAAAAAUGUCAUUUACGUAAUCAAAGUAAAAGUAGGAAACGUUGAAACCCAAAGAUUUUAAGACAUAGUCCAUUAAAUUUACCCACACCUUUUACGAAGUUCUACACUUUGAUCUUAGCCAAAAGGCCGAGAAUAAAAACAUUUUAAAUUUGGGUCAAAUGGGGACAGUGUAACAUAAGGCAUAUCUCUGCCCUUUUUUAUUUGUUUAUGGUCGGUCUUGACGUGAUUUAUCAUUUUAUAUUCCGUCACCUUUUUUUCUGUGGCUGUUUCCGCCAUAUUGUGAAGUUGUAAUCAGAAUGCCGGGUAUAAUAUAAAGAUAUUAUUUUUGUUACUCUGUGCCCCUUGUUAUACUGUUGCACACUUGUCCCUAUUUUCAAAAGUUGACUUAUGAAAUUAUCUAACUAGUUUUAUUUGAUUUAAGUUUAAGAAAUAACGUUUCAGUGUAUUUAGUUUUUGACUAAGGGCCAUCCUUUCUAUCCCGAUUGCUUGAAGUAUCGCUCGACAGUGUAGCCGGCUCGGCGGCAUCGGCAGUAGUGUGUAGUGACUACGGCGCACAGCUUCAGUUGGCUUCUUGGGGCACUAACUGUGAGAGAACCACUCAUGUUUUACAGUUGUUUCCUAGGAUAUUUUCAGUAGGGGCAGGCAGCGUAAACAGCUACUAAGAUUCUUGCCGCAGGGGCAGUCUAGGGUGUAAGAGUGGGGAUGACCCAUAGUUUCCUCCUCAAUUGUGAUGUGUCUAGACAAGCAGGGGCAAUUUUCUACAUUUGAUUAAGUAAGCAAUUAAGGGUUGUGUCCGCUCUUACGACCUAGAUUGCCCCUGCGGCAGAAAUAUAAGUAGCUAGCUUUAAUUUUCACUAGCUAUAUGAAAUUUUGACCAUGUGUAAAGUCAUAAAAUAAUAUUCUUUUAUUUUGGACCUAGUAGUGCUUUUAGUACCCUAUUUAAUAUAAACACCGAAUUAGAAGAUCCUGAAAGAAGUUAUAUUAAAUGGGCCUAAUUUAUUAACUAGGUUGAAAAGUCGAGACUGUUAAUAUAUAAAAAUAUAGUUAACAAGAAAACUAUUAGUGGUCAUUGUAGGUUAAUAAGUUAACUUCACGAAUUAAUUGGUAAGUUGGGUUAUUGGGUUUAUAAUAGUAGAAUAUCGUGUUCAAAUAAUAAGAAAUUAUUCCUAAUACGUUGAUCAUGCCAUCAAAAGUUGUAUGGCAAAUAUUCAAAUAGCACGGAAUAGAUAAAAAGUGUACCUAUAGAUUCCUUUAUUGCGGUAAAAGUUUUUUUAUCGCAAUGGUUACUAAAUGAGUAUGAAAGAAUAUGUUUUUAACCUUUUUUGGUAAACAUAUUAAUCUUAGUUUGUCAAAAGAGUUUUGUUUAAAAGUAAAGGAAGUUUGAAAAUUAAUAUCAUUGAUAAGUUUUUAUAAUUAGAUAGAAGUUGUUUGUUAUGAUUCAAAAGGACAUUGCCUGCUCCUAUCUGACAAAUUCCUUUGUUGUAAAUCUUGUCUAAUGUUUCUAAUAUAUACUUACAAGAUACUUUAGAAUUCAUGUUGUAAAUGACUGGAAUUUUAUUAUUUUAUUCUCUUUUACUAAAUAUAUAUAUAAAAAUAAUUGUAUAAUACUGACUUUUUGUACAGUCUGUGCAAUUCUGUUGUAUUUAUACAAUCGAAGGUCGGUCGUUUACUAUAGCAUCAUGGAAUAUACUAUUUUAUAUUAGAAAUGCGCUAUUGUUUAACAAUUAUAUUUUUUCUAUGGUACAUUUUCAAAUAGUUUGUAUGAUAUGUAUACGCAAUCAUUAAAAAGCUAUCUUAACAUUCAUUAGAAAUUAAAAAAGAGAUUUAUCUUCACUGGGUCAAGCAAGAAAAAAAAAACAAACCAUAAAUUGAAUUUCAUAACUUUUGUGUAAAUAUUAUAUGAUAGAUAGUUCUAAAGUGGAUGUAUGUAGAUCAUUGUUAUAUUGACGAAUUUAUUUACUUGUAUCUGGAUAAGUUGUUCGGCCGACCUGACAGAGAAUAUGAGUUGAUUGCGCCGCGUGUGUUGGCCACACAGGGAGCCCCCUUAUCUGCGCACGCCUAUCGGGAUAUUUCCAUCUCCUUUCAACUCAUAGAAGCAUCAUAAUCUAGACUGAGAAAGCUUGUAUUGUAUCUUUUCGUCCUCAUACUUUAGAAUAAGAGACUUCUAUGACAAGGAAAAGACGAAAGAGGUGAAAAUAUGUCGCAAAACGCCCAAUGAUGCGAGGGCUCCCACAGUAGAGUAGGGAGACAUUUAUGGAAUUUGUUAAUUUAUAAAGACUAUAGAAUUUAUGAAGUGUAGUUAAUGUGUUAAUGUUAGAUUCUACCGAGUGCCGCCUCUCAGAGUUACUGCCGCUGUAUGUUUGCGUUGCGGGGCUCUCGGCCCACGAUAAUAUCAGUAUUUCGAAAAAUUGGUAAUGUAGCGUUACAUACGUGUACCUACUAACAGUAAACGCCGCCCGUAUCUGUACCGGGUGGCUGGAACACAGACAAAAUAAAUAAUACGACGUUAUGGUGUUAUGUUUCAUUCCGAACUCCCAAUUUAUUUCGUUUAUCAAAGUGUUUUGGCUUCCGCUGCCUGAAAAGGGAGCACGGAGCGGACGCCCGCUCCGUAUGCUGUUUCAUGUCAUUUCAUAGAACAGCUCUGCGUGAGGCGGGCGAUGGGGCACGCUCGAUUGGCUCUUUUGAUCUUUUGUGCUCUUGUCUGCGUCGUCUUUUUGCAAGGUAGUAAGUAUUAUCAACAUAAAUAAUCCAUUCACUCGCGCGAUCGGUAUCGGUAUU